Messenger RNA from Chroicocephalus ridibundus (black-headed gull), 1969 nucleotides. RefSeq names its product alanine aminotransferase 1-like. Gene Ontology annotation, molecular function: L-alanine:2-oxoglutarate transaminase activity; pyridoxal phosphate binding. NCBI's taxonomy places the organism in Eukaryota, Metazoa, Chordata, Aves, Charadriiformes, Laridae. The record is from RefSeq and is a predicted model, not a curated record. The transcript is spliced from 11 exons. Gene Ontology annotation, biological process: biosynthetic process. The coding region runs from base 419 to 1876 and encodes 485 amino acids.
UCUGGAAACGGGAUACUGGGGGACACUGGGGGGGAAAUGGGUCUGGAAACGGGAUACUGGGGGGCACUGGGGGGGAAAUGGGGCUGGAAAUGGGAUACUGGGGGGCACUGGGUGCGUAACGGGGUGGGGGGUGACGCCCUGGCCAUGGGGUGGCCACUAAUGGGGUGGGUGGCCCGACGUCACCUCCGGGCACCCCGUCACGCCACCGUGCCCCGUGUCACCCAGUGUCACCUCGUGUCACCCGUGUCACGUGGCAGGAGCCAGCCACGGGGUGGGGGGGGAGGGGGGGGGUGACGGAUGGGUGGCCAGGACCCUGCCCGCCCCCCGGUGCCCCACGGCAUGCCACGCGCCGCCGAGCCCCAUAACCAUUAACCCGGGUGCCCCCCGGCCACCGGAACCCGCGGCUCCGUCCCCGGCCAUGGCGGCGGGUGGCACCUCGGGGGGCACCCGUUGUCCCCCGGCUCCAGUGACACCCGGUAGCUGGCACCUGCCUCCGUCCCCGCUGCAGUCCCUGCUAGAGCGGGCUACUGCCAUCGAGGGGGAGCUGGCCCAGGGCCAGGAGAAACCCUUCACCGAGGUCACCCGCUGCCACUCAGGGGACGCGGUUGCCGCCGGCCGCCAGCCUCCCGCCUUCCUCCGCCAGGUGGCUGCCGUCUGCGCCCACCCCGAGCUGCUGGGUGAUGGCUCCAUCCCGGCGGACGCCAAGAACCGCGCGGGCCGGGUCCUGCGGCGCCUUCAGGGGGGCAGCCCAGGAGCGUACAACCUGGAGUACGUCACCGACGCGGUGGCCGAGAAGGUGGCCCGUUACCUGGAGCGGAGGGACGGUGGCAUCCCCGGCGACCCCCGCCGCGUCGUGCCCUGCGGCGGCACGGCGGCCGCCAUGGUGGACGUGCUGUCGCUGCUGGUGGACGCGGGGUCGGCGGUGGCCACGGGGGUGCUGGUGCCGGUGCCGGGCCCCCCGCUCCUCGGGGGGGCCACGGGGCUGGCGGGGGCCGUGGCCGUGCCGUACCCGCUGGAUGAGGAGCGGGGCUGGGCCGUGGACGGCCGGGCGGUGCGGGAGGCGCUGCGGCGGGCGCGGGACACCUGCCACCCCAAGGUGCUCUGCGUCGUCAACCCCGGCGACCCCACGGGGCACGUGCUGAGCCGGCAGAACAUGGAGGACGUCGUGCGGCUGGCGGCCGAGGAAAACCUCCUGCUGCUGGCGGACGAGGUGCAGCAGGAACGAGCCUUCCUCCCCGGCCGCCCCUUCCUCUCCUUCAAGCGGGUGCUGUGGGAGAUGGGGGCCCCGCUCAGCUCCGCCGUCCAGCUCGUCUCCUUCUACUCCCUCUCCAAGGGCGCCGGGGGGGGGGGGUUCCGAGCGGGUUUCUUCGAGCUGGUGAACAUCGACCCGAGCGUCCUGAAGUGUUUCUACACCUGGGGGCUGUCGGUGUAUCCCUCCAUCCUGGGGCAGGUGAUGCUGGAGUCAGCCAUGGAGCCCCCCCUGCCCAGUGAUCCCUCCUUCCCGGCCUUUGAGGAGCACAGGCAGGGGCUGCUCCGGGACCUGGCCCACAACGCCCGGCUGGUGCAGGAGGUGCUGGGCCGGGCCCCCGGCAUCCGCUGCCGGCCCGUGCAGGGGGGCGCCCGCGCCUUCCCCCGCAUCCAGCUCCCGCCCCGCGCCCAGCGCCAGGCCCGGAUGUUGGGCCUGGAGCCCGACGUCUUCUUCUGCCAGAAGCUCCUGGAGGCGACGGGGAUCGUGCUGGCCCCGGGGAGCGAGUUUGGGCAGCCGGAGGGCACCCACCACGUGGGGUUGUCCCUGCUGCUGCCGGCCGCCACGCUGGAGCGGGUGCUGCUCACCCUCACCCGCUUCCACGCCACCUUCCUGCGCGACUUCUCCUGACGCGGGGGGGCCACCCCGACCCCCCUCUCUGUGUCCCCCUGGCCCCACCUCAACUCCAUUAAAGCCCCCCCAGAUCACACCAAGUCAUGAGUC